Messenger RNA from Fukomys damarensis (Damara mole-rat), 3001 nucleotides. RefSeq names its product TNFAIP3 interacting protein 1 (gene Tnip1). The coding region runs from base 126 to 2027 and encodes 633 amino acids. NCBI's taxonomy places the organism in Eukaryota, Metazoa, Chordata, Mammalia, Rodentia, Bathyergidae. Gene Ontology annotation, biological process: cellular response to lipopolysaccharide; negative regulation of canonical NF-kappaB signal transduction; regulation of transcription by RNA polymerase II. The transcript has 18 exons. The record is from RefSeq and is a predicted model, not a curated record.
GUUCCCUUCCCGGCUUCCAGAGAGCGCUGCGGGGAGGACCCCGGCCCGGGACGCUUCCCAGUGUCUCUCCUCCGACCCCUCGACCUCAACCAGGUGGGCACCACGGCAAGGGCUGAGCCACCCCCAUGGAAGGGAGAGGACCCUACCGGAUCUACGACCCUGGGGGCAGCACACCUCCGGGAGAGGCAUCCGCAGCCUUUGUGCGCCUAGUGGAGGAGAAUUCCCGACUGAAGGAAAAAAUGCAAGGGAUAAAGAUGUUAGGGGAGCUCUUGGAGGAGUCCCAGAUGGAAGCGUCCAGGCUCCGGCAGAAGGCUGAGGAGCUUGUCAAGGACAGCGAGCUGCCACCUGCUCCUUCCUUGGGCUCCUUUGACCACCUGGCCGAGCUUACAGGAAAGGACACAAAUGUCCCAGCACCACCCAGUGCUCCUGUACCCCCAGGCGAUAAGUCCGUGCUGGUCCCAAAACCUCCAUCCAGCGGCACGUCCUCAGAAUUCGAAGUGGUCCCUGCAGAGGAGCAGACUUCUCCCCCCGAAGGCGGCAGCCUCCCCAGAAAUGCAAUGGAACUGGGCCCCCUGCCCCGCGAGGAUGGCAACCUGAUGCAGCACCUGCAGCGCCUGGAGACCACCCUGAGCGUGUGCGCCGAGGAGCCGGACCAGCGCCAGCUGUUCACACACCUGGGCCGCAUGGCCCUGGAGUUCAACCGGCUGGCCUCCAAGGUGCACAAGAACGAGCAGCGCACCUCCAUCCUGCAGACACUAUGUGAGCAGCUUAGGAAAGAGAAUGAGGCCCUGAAGGCCAAGCUGGACAAGGGCCUGGAACAGCGGGACCAGGCUGCGGAGAGGCUGCGGGAGGAAAAUAUGGAGCUCAAGAAGUUGUUGAUGAGCAACAGCAACAAAGAGGGGACCUGCGGGCAGCCAGGCUCGCCGAAGCUGGAGGGUGCUGGCAAGAAGGGGGUGGCAGGACAGCAGCAGGCUGGUGUGCUGGCAGGCAAGGGCCCAGGGGUGGGCGCCCUGGGUGCAGCCGAGAAGAAGGUGAAGAUGCUGGAGCAGCAGCGCAUGGAGCUGCUGGAGGUGAACAAGCAGUGGGACCAGCAUUUCCGGUCCAUGAAGCAGCAGUACGAGCAGAAGAUCACUGAGCUGCGCCAGAAGCUGGGGGACCUGCAGAAGCAGGUGGCAGAGCUGGAGGCCGAGCGGGAGCAGAAGCAGCGUGACUUUGACCGAAAGCUCCUGCUGGCCAAGUCUAAGAUUGAGAUGGAGGAGACCGACAAAGAGCAGCUGACCGCGGAGGCCAGGGAGCUGCGCCAGAAGGUCAAGCACCUGCAGGAUCAGCUGAGCCCACUUACCCGGCAGCGCGAGUACCAGGAGAAGGAGAUCCAGAGGCUCAACAAGGCCCUGGAGGAAGCACUGAGCAUCCGCGCCUCCCCAUCAUCCCCCACGGCGUUCGGGAGCCCAGAAGGAGCCGGCAGCCUCCUGAGGAAACAGGAGCUGGCCACACAGAAUGAGUUGCUGAAGCAGCAGGUGAAGAUCUUUGAGGAGGACUUCCAGAGGGAGCGCAGCGACCGGGAACGCAUGAACGAGGAGAAGGAGGAGCUGAAGAAGCAGGUGGAGAAACUGCAGGCCCAGGUCACCUUGUCACACACCCAGCUGAAGGCACUGAAGGAGGAGGAGAAGGCGAAAGAAGCCCUGAGGCAGCAGAAGAGGAAAGCCAAGGCCUCGGGAGAACGCUGCCACGCGGAGCCCCACGCGGACCACAUCUGCGGGGCCUACCCCUACGCCUACCCGCCCGUGCCGGCCAUGGUGCCGCAUCACGGCUACGAGGACUGGUCCCAGGUCCGCUAUCCCCCGCCCCCCGUGGGCAUGGACCACCCGCCCCCGAUCCCCGGCCCACGCCUCUACCAUCUGCCAGAGUAUGCCUGGCGCCCGCCCUGUGGCGGCAUGCGGAAUCAGAGCUCCCAAAUGAUGGAUGCGUCUGCCUCCCGGCCAGCAGAACCAGAGUCUGCAAAAAAUGACUGUGAGGGGCCGCAGUGAGACCAGAUUGUGUCAUUAGGCUCCACCUUCGUCUUGCAGAGCUGGCUGACCUCAGAAUACCGAAAAACUAGGGGGCCAGAGCCUCAGGGCAGGAGGCUGGGAUGGCAUCGCCUCACACCUCCAGCACUGCCCCUGGGGCUCCCACCCCGCUCCUCUUCCUCUUCCGGGUCUGACCAGGGAGAAGCUCCCUGCCCUGCCUCCCCCACUGCAUCCAGAGGCCUCGCCAGCUCUGACCUGCUGCCCUGUGCUGAAGCCGCAGGAUGUCCUUCUUGAGAGCGGGGUGCAGCUGGACCCCUUCCCAAAACUCCAUAGAAGGGUUCUGGCCCCUCAGGUGCCAGGUUUACAUGUAUGUGUGGUUUCUGUUCCGAGCUCUGUAGCAGGCCUGCCCUGUGCUCAUCCCUGUCCCUCUUUGAGGAGCUGCAGAAGAGUGGUUCUUCACAGAGCAGGACAGACUGACAGAGAUGUUGUCCACCUCCGCCCCAGCAGCCUGUCAGAGCCACCACGCCCAGGAUGCAGGCCACUGCGGCCACAUCCAUAGGGCCCUGGCCCCACAGCUGCAAGUGUGGUGUCCAAGGGCCACACGGGUAGAUUCUGUCCCUGCACACCUAUUUGCACAAAUCUUGGACAUAAAGCCAAGUUGGAAACCAAGCUUCUGUGACUGGUGUUUUAUGUCCCUGCUUCUGCCACUCUUCCUCAUUGCCCAAGGGCAGCACCAGCGGGAGGACCUGGCAGGUGUCGGGGGCCUGGCCCUGAGCGCUGCUUCCCCUGCCCAUCAGGAGUGCUGCCUGGGUACACGACGGCGGGCUGGUGGAGGAGCUCCCCAGGCCCGCAGGAAGGGGCGGGCGGGCUGGGUGUCCGUUGCAGGCAUUUGUAACAAGGUAGUCUGACUGGGUGUGGUGGCGCAUGGGUGAUGACACAGGUGUAACCUAGCACUCAGGCUGAGGCAGGGGAAUGGCCUACAUAGCCAGACCAUC